ACUCCAUUUGAGGAGAAUAACACCAUCAAUGUUGUCUUCUUAUUCAGUAAAAUGGUCUGGCUGUCUUGUGUUAGUUAAGUUCCAUUAAAGAAGUAGAACUACUUUUCCUGCCAAAGAGUGGGAUUUAUAGAGGGAUUAGACAUUCUAUAAUUGCAGGGGCUGAGAAAGCAGCCUGGGCAGACUCCUGCCUCUGAGUCUGUUGUUGAGCCUGAAGCAGUUAUAAGUCAGGUAGACAGACACAGUCGAGAAGCGAAAGUGGAUGUGGAGAAGAGCAAGGACCAAAUGGAAUCUGCACUGGCUUCUCACCAACUCCAGUUUUGAUGCUGGGGGUGAUCUACAGGAGAGGCUAGCACUCUUUACCCUGGGAUUGCACAUGCAGACCCAGGAUUUGGAGAAGCUGAAGGAGUUGCAGGCCAGCCUGCUUCCCGUGCCAACAAGGGUGACUGGGAAUGUAAACAAGAGUAAGCUGUUUCCUGAUGGCUUUUAGUAUAUACUGACAUACUGUCUGUGAUGGCAUCUGAGGCUGAGAAGACCCAUGCUUUACUCCAGUCUUGUAGCACUGAGUCUCUUAUUUCCAGCCUUGGUCUGGGGAUGUUCUGCCUAGUAGCCGACAGACUUCUUCAGUUUUCCGUAAUUCAGCAAAAUGACUGGCUUCGAGCCCUCUCGGAUAACACCAUACAUUGUGUGAUUGGCAUGUGGUUGUGGGCAAUAGUCAUUGGCGUCAAGAAGACAACGGACUUUGGAGAAAUCAUUUUAGCUGGAUUUUUAGCCUCUGUUAUUGAUGUAGACCACUUUUUUCUAGCUGGAUCUUUAUCUUUAAAGGCUGCUUUGACUCUCCCACGAAGACCUUUUCUUCACUGCUCUACUGUCAUUCCAGUUGUGGUUCUGACCCUGAGGUUUACUAUGCACCUUUUCAAGCUCAAGGACUCAUGGUGCUUUCUUCCCUGGAUGUUAUUUAUAUCCUGGACUUCACAUCAUAUCCGAGAUGGAAUUCGUCACGGCCUGUGGAUAUGCCCAUUUGGAAAAACCUCUCCUUUGCCAUUCUGGCUUUAUGUUGUCAUCACCUCCUCUUUACCUCACAUCUGUUCAUUCGUUAUGUAUUUCACAGGGACCAGACAAAUGAUGUCUUCAAAAUAUGGGAUCCAUAUCGAUGUCUGAGCUAACCGUAUGCCAGGCUUCAAGAAGCAGAUGGUUCUGAUAAUGACAAUUAAGGGUAGCUAACAUUAUCAAGUGAAUUUUUAACAAUAUAUUAUAUUAAUUAUAAUUCCUGAAUCCUCUUGCUCAGGAGGCAUGUA
Molecule: messenger RNA, 1295 nt
Organism: Lontra canadensis (Northern American river otter)
Lineage: Eukaryota; Metazoa; Chordata; Mammalia; Carnivora; Mustelidae
Gene: TMEM267
Product: transmembrane protein 267
Exons: 3
Coding region: 511-1158 (215 amino acids)
Source: RefSeq, a predicted model, not a curated record